AUGUCGAGAUUUCUACGACAAUCGAGCCAGCUCGCGCGGGUGACGAGGCUCACAUCCCAGCCUGCACUGCGGGCAUGCGCGCGGCCCUCAAUCAUCACCAGGUCGAUCCCCGCAAAGACAUCUGCCGCUUUCGCGAUCCGGGCGAGGGCCUACUCCUCGCAACCCCCACCAUCCGGAAAAGAUCCCCGAUCGAACCCCGACAAAGACACAGAGCAUGGAAGCAAGCCAUUAAAUCAACAUAAAGCCAAGGAUGGGUCGGAAGGAGGCAAGGCUGAGGCACCCAAGCCGUCGCCUCUGCCGGAAGGCUGGAUUCAUCUAAGCAAGGACGAGAUCGCCCACCUCGAACAAUUCACCGGCAGACUCCCCGAGGCCCAGCGGCCUGUAGCAAAGGAUAUUCUUGAAAAGCUCCAGAUUGUUGGUGCGCCAGCUGAGACCCGAGAUCUCCUUGAGAAGCUGCGUGUCAACGGCAAUCUUUCAAUCUUGGACAAGGGAAGGCUUAUGCGUUGCGUCUACAUGGUCACGGAGCGAAUAGUCGAGCUUGAGGACAGCGAGAACCAGGAUGGCCCUUUCUCGUCGUUCCGCAUGGACAACGAGUCCAAGACGAACGACGGCAAGGCUGGCGCCAAGGAGGAUGGAUCCGGUAACAAGAAGCAAGAUGCGGGCAAGGCCGGAGGAAAGCCGCCCAAGAACGAGCGAAGCGGCUGGCUUGAGGCUGUCCAGACUGGUAUUGCCAUCGGUGUCACUGUCUGGAUUGCGGAGCUUCUUGCCAACCCCUUCUCAGAGAAGGAGAUCACCUGGCAGGAGAUGCGAAAGGCUUUCCUCGACAAGGGUCUGGUUCAGAAGCUUGUGGUCAUUAACGGCUCCCAAGUCCGGGUCGAGCUUCACCCAACCGCCACCGGCGCUACGGGUGAGAAUGGUCAGCCCGCAAGAAAGACAUACGUUUUCUCCAUCGGAUCUGUCGAGUCCUUCGAGAGGAAGUUGGAGGAGGCUCAAGACCAGCUCGGCAUUCCACCCUCUGAGAGAAUACCUGUCAGCUACGAGGCUGGCGGUGGCACUUUCGGCAACCUUCUCCUCGCUUUUGGCCCUACUCUACUGUUCAUCGGUCUGAUUCUCUGGACUCAGCGGUCAAUGGGUGGACGUGGUGGUGCUGCCGGUGGCAUGUUCAACUUUGGCAAGAGCAAGGCCAAGAAGUUUAACGCCGAGAGCGCUGUCAAGGUCAAGUUCUCGGACGUCGCCGGCCUCGAGGAAGCCAAGACUGAGAUUAUGGAGUUUGUGAGCUUCUUGAAGCAGCCCGAGAAGUUCGAGAAGCUCGGAGCCAAGAUCCCCCGAGGAGCAAUUCUGGCUGGUCCCCCUGGUACCGGUAAGACACUGCUCGCCAAGGCCACGGCUGGCGAGUCUGGAGUCCCCUUCUUCAGUGUGAGCGGUUCUGAAUUCGUCGAGAUGUUUGUGGGUGUUGGUCCUUCUCGUGUGCGAGACCUGUUCGCAGAAGGCCGUAAGAACGCUCCCUGCAUCAUCUUCAUCGAUGAGAUCGACGCCAUUGGUCGGGCACGACAGGAGAGUGGCCGAGGAUUUGGUGGCAACGACGAGCGGGAGGCGACUCUGAACCAGAUCCUUACCGAGAUGGACGGUUUCAACACCCGGGAGCAGGUUGUCGUCCUGGCAGGUACUAACCGAGCGGAUAUGCUCGACAAGGCCUUGAUGCGACCUGGACGAUUUGAUCGACACAUUUUCAUUGACCGACCCACAAUGAAGGGCCGUCAGGAUAUCUUCAAGGUUUACCUGAAGAAGAUCGUGACCAAGGUGGACCAGGAGUACCUGGUUGGUCGUCUUGCGACGCUCACACCUGGCUUCUCUGGAGCUGACAUUGCCAACGUCGUUAACGAGGCUGCUCUGAUUGCUGCCAGAGGCAAUGCCGACGAUGUCAAGAUGGACCACUUCGAGCGAGCCAUUGAGCGAGUGAUUGGCGGUCUGGAGCGCAAGUCGCUGGUCCUAAAGCCAGAGGAGAAGAAGACUGUGGCUUACCACGAGGCCGGCCACGCUAUCUGCGGAUGGUUCUUGGAGCACGCAGACCCUCUCCUCAAGGUAUCCAUCAUUCCCCGUGGCCAGGGCGCUCUGGGUUACGCACAGUAUCUGCCUCAGGAUGCUUACCUGAUGAACACCAACCAGCUCAUGGACCGAAUGGCCAUGACGAUGGGUGGCCGCGUGUCAGAGGAGCUCCACUUCCCUACCGUGACAACGGGUGCUAGCGACGAUUUCAAGAAGGUGUCUCAGAUGGCACGGAACAUGGUGACCCAAUGGGGCAUGUCGGAGAAGGUGGGCCCUGUGCACUUCGAGAACGACCCGAACCGCAUGCAGAAGCCAUUUGCCGAGGCGACAGCUCAGCAGAUCGACCAGGAGGUGUCACGGAUCGUGGAGCAGGCUUACCAGCGGUGCCGCGAUCUCCUGACGGAAAAGAAGAAGGAGGUUGGCCUGAUCGCGGAGGAGCUCCUCAAGAAGGAGGUGCUGGUGCGAGACGACAUGGUGCGAAUCCUCGGCCGGAGACCGUUUGGCGACAACGAAGACUUUGAGAAGUACUUUGGAGGCGGCAAGGAACAGAGCAUGCCUCCGCCAUUCCCCGAGGAGACGGAUACACCCAAGGAGCCUCCUGCGCCUUCGCCGGCGUUCAAGAAGGUCGAGUAA
Molecule: messenger RNA, 2679 nt
Organism: Fusarium keratoplasticum
Lineage: Eukaryota; Fungi; Ascomycota; Sordariomycetes; Hypocreales; Nectriaceae
Exons: 2
Coding region: 1-2679 (892 amino acids)
Biological process (GO): mitochondrial protein processing; protein-containing complex assembly
Cellular component (GO): m-AAA complex; membrane
Molecular function (GO): metalloendopeptidase activity; ATP hydrolysis activity; zinc ion binding
Source: RefSeq, a predicted model, not a curated record